Messenger RNA from Onthophagus taurus, 3069 nucleotides. RefSeq names its product ZP and PAN domain-containing protein neyo. Gene Ontology annotation, biological process: anatomical structure morphogenesis. Lineage: Eukaryota; Metazoa; Arthropoda; Insecta; Coleoptera; Scarabaeidae. The record is from RefSeq and is a predicted model, not a curated record.
CAGUUCGUCGCUCGGCAAAGCAUUUCUGUUGUGGUUGUGUCCGCGAAAACAACGCAAAACCGACGACGACAAGAAGAAGGCCAAGGACAGAUUGCUGCUGCUUCUCAGUGUCAGUGUCUAUCGACUUUAUACUCUAAGCCGGUUCGGUUUGCUUAAGAGUUUUCAACAUCAAUAGUUCUUCUUGUUCCUGUGUCGGUCUGUAUCAACAAUACAAACACCAACGACUACAUUUACAAUUUUCAAUUAAAGGUGAAGAGCGAGCAUCGUCCACGCCCGGAACUAAAGGUCGUCUCAGCCAAUCUGAAGUUAAUCGUGUAAUCAACAGAUAUCCAAUAUGAUGUUGCGGUACGUUCUACUCGCAACAAUCGUCAUUGUGGUCGUUCACGGUCAAAAUGAGUCGGCUGAACACGAGAUAUCCUCAGGCGAGACAAUGGCGCCUUCUCCGGAGCCUGGCCCUAUCGAAAGCUGCGACCAGGACAUGAUUGGAUUCGAACUAAUCACCGGAUAUGUCUUUUCUGCGCCCCCUAAUGCGAUGUCCACAUUUAACACAGUAAUGCUAACGGAUUGCCUGGAGAUGUGUGCAGGGAACGAUUCUUGCCAAGCGGUCAAUUUUGAGACGGGCCUUUGCAUUCUCUUCAAUACUAAUGCUGAGGUGUUGCCAGGGGCAUUGACCGAAUCAGAACUGCCGGUCUUCACUAUCUACGCGCAGAAAAGCUGCCUGGGGGUGAAACCAUGCGAGAAAUCCUGGUGCAUCGAUCGAGUACAGAAUCAUAGGCUUGUCGGAUACACACAAUCCUAUCAUACUGUCAACAACAGGCAAGAAUGCUUCGAGCUUUGCUUAGGGGAAACCGACUUUACAUGCAGAUCGGCCAACUACAACAAUGUAACGGGCAACUGCGAGCUUUCCAAUAUGGACCGGAUGACCGUAGCGGGAAGCACCUCCUUCCAAGGUGCUAAAGGAUACGAUUACAUGGAGAACAACUGUAUAGACGAGCCGACGAAGCUCUGCGAAUUCAAGAAGCUCGAAGGCCGCAUCAUCAAGACUGUCGAUUCUUUGUACGAGGACGUUCCCUCCAUUGACGAAUGCCGCGACCUCUGCCUCAAUGCCUUAUACCGUUGCCAUUCUUACGAUUACGGCGAUGCAGGCGAGAUGAUCUGCAGACUUAGUCAUCAUUCCAGAGCCACAUUAUCUGAUAUUCAUGAACCCUACAUCGGCGUCCCUGAAGGUGCAACUUACGAACUCAGCUCCUGCUACAAUGUUAGCAUUGAUUGUAGAUCUGGAGAUAUGGUCGCUAAAAUCCAAACUAGCAAACUUUUUGAUGGAAAAAUCUACGCUAAAGGAAGUCCCAAAUCUUGCGUACGAGACAUUAAGAACAGUUUAGAAUUUGAAUUGGAAAUGGCUUACGACGACGUGGAAUGUAACGUUAGGAAAAAUGGUUUAGGAAGAUAUGUCAACGACGUUGUUAUUCAACAUCAUGAUAAGAUUGUUACAAGUUCCGAUCUUGGAUUAGCAGUAACUUGUCAAUAUGAUCUUACCAAUAAGAGUGUAACGAACGAAGUUGACCUUGGAGUUCAUGGAGAUAUUCAACCGGAAUUAACUGAAGAGGUUACCGUCGAUUCCCCGAAUGUAGCCAUGAAAAUUACCGAUAGAAGUGGAGGAGAUGUUAUGCCAACUGCCGAAGUAGGAGACCCAUUGGCUUUAAGAUUUGAAAUUAUGGAUAAAAACAGUCCUUACGAAAUCUUCGUUCGUGAAUUAGUCGCUAUGGAUGGCGUUGAUUCCAGCGAAAUCGUUUUGAUCGAUCAAGAUGGUUGUCCAACUGAUCAUUUCAUUAUGGGUCCGAUUUAUAAAUCAGCUGAUACAGGAAAAAUUUUAUUGUCUCAUUUCGAUGCGUUCAAAUUUCCAUCUUCUGAAGUCGUUCAAUUUAGAGCUUUAGUUACACCGUGUAUGCCAAGUUGCGAACCGGUCCAAUGCAACCAAGAAGGUACCACAGGAGAAUUAAGAUCCGUUAUUUCUUACGGAAAACGUAGGAGACGUCGUUCUGCUAACCCCCAAGAUAACUACCUUCUAGUCGAACAAAUCCGUAUUACUGAUAAAUUUGGCUUCCACAGUCAAAAUAAAUCAACUUCUGUAGCCAACGAAGCAGUUUAUUUACCCAACAGUGAUGGAGGAUUUUGUAUUAACGUGGCUGGACUUGUAGUUGCCGGCACAAUCUUCCUGGCAUCCCAAUUGGCCAUAAUAGCGGCAUGGACCUUUAUUUGGCAAAGAAGGCGUAUCGAUGGAAAAUUAAAUGACUCGAUGUCCGUUAGCGUUAGUUUACCUUCAGUGCUAACAGCGUCGCGUAGCGAUAGCCUUUCGAAGCUUUAUGAUACCGGAUACGCUCGUAGAUUUUAAAAGAAACAGGAUGACACUUCACGGUCUUAUAGCAAUAACAGUCAUGUUCCAUCGCGCGUGUCAUUUCAUACCUGUAGUAGUUUUCUUUUUCGAUUAUGGGACGAUUUACUAGCUCCCAAUGGCAAUAAUAUUUUUUUAUUUUUUUAUAAAAAAGUGAGUCUUCAAAGAUAUUAGAUUAACGAUAUUAAUAAAUAAACAGUAUCGCCGUUCCCGUUUAUAAAUACUAUAGACGCGAAUGAAAUGACAGGCUAAAACUAUAUAUAAGGAUAUUAAAAUGAGAAAAUUACUUUACAGAGAGAAAUAUUUAUAUGUAUGCAGUUAGGGGAACCGAGGAUGACCCCGCGUAUAACGUGUGAAAGAGGCAUUUGAGUGAACGAAACCAGUCUUUUCGUAGCGAGUGUGAUCGAGACCGAACGAGGCUUUAUUUAAAAUUAAAAAUAAAAUAAAAAUGGCUUAUCCUCUGUUCCCUACGGUUGACAUAGUCGUCCUAUUCAAAAUAUACACGACUUUGCCAACCGAUGAAUCGUUUUACAUUUCAUAUCUACUAUUUAAGACAUACCAUACUAAUUAUUUAGGCAAUUAUUACUUUUAUCUAUUUUCUAAGACGUUAGAUAUGUAAGAGCAAUUUAUUCAUUAAAAUUUCUGAAAAAAAUAUAGACAAUUCAAUCAUUAAAAAA